Molecule: messenger RNA, 1815 nt
Organism: Penicillium angulare
Lineage: Eukaryota; Fungi; Ascomycota; Eurotiomycetes; Eurotiales; Aspergillaceae
Exons: 4
Coding region: 1-1815 (604 amino acids)
Molecular function (GO): dioxygenase activity
Source: RefSeq, a predicted model, not a curated record
AUGGCGGCCGAUAACAUCAAUCCAGCUAACCCGAAGGGUAUUGUGACUGCUGCUCUCCCCAAUAUGACAACCCUACAGACCACUAUUGAUUCAACCUGGAUGACCCAGAUGCUCGGCCAAUGGGAAGGUUCGGGAGUGGACUCAGUACAGGUCUUCUCCAUGCCUGUCGCCCUAAUUCAGCAAGCCAUAGAGCCCAUGGCCCAGGUGAAGAUAAUUGGUGAAGCGCAGCGCGAAGCUGAUCGUAAGAAACUAAUCAUCGAGAUACUCACCGCUGUAUUUGCUAUUGUACCUUUUGUUGGCGGUCUUACCGCUGAUAUUGUGGGACUCAGUGAGCUUUCCACGAUCAUUGCCAUUGUAAGCGAGAUCUCCAAUUCAGCACUUGGAAUUUACGACAUUGCCAAUGAUCCAUCGAGCGCUCUCAUGGUGAUAAUUGGGAGCCUGCUUGGAUUGGGGGGUCUUGGUGGUGCUGCGAGCCGUGGUGAGCGAGACAUUGAGCAGCUAGGCCAAUUACGCCGUGGCAUGUCAACUGCAGUCGUCUCUCAACUAGGGGCUGUGUUCUCAUCUCAGACUAACUCCAUAGUUCAGAAGGCUUUGACCGGCAGAAAAAUAGCGGCAGAAAAAGGCGGCAAAUUCUAUACCAAUCCCUUUGUCGCGCCAGUUAUCCCGAAGCUAUGGAUCACACAGCCUUUACAGAUCUCACUAACAAUGCCGACGACCAAAUAUUUUUCUCAGUGUCCCAUUUUCCCCUCUAAUGUGAGCACCGCAUCCUUGCCAAAGGUAUCGGUUGAAGCUCUUCGGUCUAGAAGCGAAACAGAAGGUCAAAUCUUAUUUGAAGCUUGUCAGAAAUGGGGUUUCUUCUUGCUGGACCUCCGAAAUUCAGAAAAGGGCAAUGAGCUCCUAGAAAUCACAGAGCACAUGUUUGAGCUUACAGAUGAAACCUUCAAUCUCGGCCAGACUGUGCUUGAUGACUAUGCCUAUAAACCGCCUCAGGACUUAACUGGAUACAAGCGCAGGGGUCAGCUUAAGACAGAUGAUGGUAAAUUAGAUCGCAUGGAGCUUUAUUCCAUCAGUCAAGAUGAUAUUCUCGGCAAUCACGCUGGCCGUAAGAAUGCAGACCCUAUUGAAGCUAGGCGAGGGGAAGUGCGUCAGUUCAUCGAGAACUCUCAUUCCGCCAUAGGUAUUUCUCCUGUGCCAGAAAAGAAAAUCAAAACCGAUUCUCAUUUCAUCGCAGAUAUCAUUUUAUCUUCCCUUGAUAAACAGCUUGGACUUGAGCCCGGGACUCUCAACGGACUAAGUCCCUUGGACCAGCCUUCCGAGACUUCAGUCCGAUUAUUAUUCAGCCAGUCUCAAUCCAAUUCUCAAUGCGACGAUAUCACUCUUGGUGGCCAUACUGAUAUCGGGACUAUCACACUACUCUUCAACGUGGUGGGCGGAUUACAGAUUCUCCCAGCAGGCCUAGAGAACAAGCUAGAAAACUGGCUGUAUGUCAAACCAGAACCAGGACAUGCUCUGGUAAAUAUUGGUGAUACCCUUGUUGAGUGGACAGGUGGACUUUUGCGAAGUUCUUUACAUCGCGUUUUAACAGCUCCCGGAGAACAGGCACUGGUUGGCCGCCAAAGCGUGGCAUACCUGGUACGUCCGAGGAACAGUGCCUCCAUGCAGCGAUUGAAGGGGGGAAGCAUCCCACCAGUGGAGGAGGGUCAGGAGGAUGAGACUCGCUCAGUGAAUGAAUGGGCUUCAUGGCGCACUAAGCAGAUCAUCCUUGGUCAGCUGAAGCCGCAGACAAGAGGCGGGAAGUCAGUGGUCGUGAAGUGA